CAGAGAGGGGUAGAGAGUUAAGACCACGCUUGAAAGAAGCGAAAGUAGAAAGUGAGAGAGAGGGAGAAGAAAAAAAAUAGAAACUCUCUGGAGCCAGAGGUAGAGAGAAAAAAACAAGGAAACAAGUUUGAGUUUGGUGGGUUUAAUUUCGAUUUGCUCGAAAGAAGUGAGAAUUUUAAAGAAUCAAGCUUCUGGGUUUUUUCUCCCAAUUCACGGAUUUUGCCUUACUGGGUCUUUGAGUAUCUCGUCGUCUGUUGAGGCUUUUUAAAGGGAAGAGUGAAAACACACAACGUUUGAAAGAGAAAGAGAAGACCUCUCUCCUUGGUUCUGUUUUUCUGUUGUUUGAAAGAAGAGAAAUUACAAAAAUGGAGUGGAGUGCUUGUUCGGAUGAAUACGAGAAGCUUGUUAUAAGGAUGACCACUCCCAGGGUCGUCAUCGACAAUGCCGUUUCCUCUAAAGCGACUGUUGUCAAGGUUGAUAGUGCUAGAAAACAUAGAAUCUUACUCGAAGCUGUUCAAGUCCUCACGGAUCUGAACCUUUCUAUAAAGAAGGCUUACAUUUCUUCCGAUGGACGCUGGUUCAUGGAUGUUUUUCAUGUGACUGAUCUAAACGGAAAUAAGUUAACUGACGAGAGUGUUAUUAACUACAUUGAGCAGUCACUUGGUACCAUUCAUCCUGGGAAAACAACCGGUUCUAACGGUCUAACAGCAUUAGAACUAACUGGUACCGACCGGAUUGGCCUUCUUUCAGAGGUAUUUGCAGUACUAGCUGACCUACAAUGCAGUGUGGUCGAUGCUAAAGUCUGGACUCACAAUGGUCGGAUUGCAUCACUGAUGUAUGUGAAAGAUUGCAAUUCAGGUUCACCAAUUGAGGACACACAGCAUAUUGAUAGAAUAGAGGCACGUUUAAGGAAUGUUCUUAAGGGAGACAAUGAUAUCAGGAGCGCGAAAACCAUGGUAUCAAUGGCCGUCACACAUACGGAGAGAAGGUUGCAUCAAGUGAUGUUUGCUGAUAGGGACUAUGAGAGAAAGCCUAUUUUGCAGCCUAGUGGUGAUUCUCCGGUAGUGACGGUGCAAAAUUGGGUGGAGAGAGGUUAUUCGGUUGUGAAUGUUCAGUGCAAGGACAGAACAAAGCUUUUGUUUGAUGUUGUUUGCACGUUGACAGACAUGGAAUACAUUGUGUUUCAUGCGACUAUCAACACAGCAGGAGACAGAGCAUACCUGGAAUUCUACAUCAGGCACACUGAUGGAACCCCAAUUAGUUCAGAGCCCGAGAGGCAACGUGUAAUUCAGUGCUUACAAGCUGCGGUUGAAAGAAGAGCAUCCGAGGGUGUGAGGCUAGAAUUAUGUACACCUGAUAGGCAGGGCCUUUUAGCUGAUGUGACGAGAACAUUUAGAGAGAAUGGUCUUAAUGUGACAAGGGCUGAGAUAUCCACAGCAGGAGACAUGGCUCUAAAUGUAUUUUAUGUAACGGAUGCAGUAGGUAACCCGGCUGAUCCUAAACUAAUCGAAUCGGUCCGACAAAAGAUUGGAGUGAGUAAUUUGAAAGUGAAGGAAUUGCCACCAUUGAUUUACCAUCAAGAGGCAGAAAGGGAAGAUCAAACGGCAGGGGUUGCUGGGACGGUGUUGUUAUCACUUGGAAGCCUAGUGAAAAAGAAUUUAUACCAUUUGGGAUUGAUCAGAUCAUAUUCUUAAAAAAGUGGAGGGCAUGAAAAGACAAAUUGGUGUUAGGCAAGGGAUACAUUGUUCACUGCUGCUGGCCAUAUUAUUUGCUCCAGGUUUGGGCUUGUGUUGUGUACAUAUGGAAAAGGCGGAGGAGGGAUUUGGUGAUAUUAGAGUAGGGCAUGAUUGGUUGAAUUGACAGAAUACAGAUCGGAGGCCGCUUCACCAUAUGCUUUUGAAGAACAGAUGGAAAGUAAAAGGUGCUGGUGGAGGGUUUGUGGUAAAUAGAUAGAGGUUUGUUGAGGGAGUAAGUGAGGUUAGAUCGAAUAUCAAUAAUGGCUUCAAAUACCGCUCACAGGUGUACAUAUAACGCGACCCCUUUAAUAUAUUAGUUUUAAUGGUUGACUUUAUUCUUUA
Molecule: messenger RNA, 2078 nt
Organism: Populus trichocarpa (black cottonwood)
Lineage: Eukaryota; Viridiplantae; Streptophyta; Magnoliopsida; Malpighiales; Salicaceae
Product: ACT domain-containing protein ACR8
Exons: 7
Coding region: 366-1694 (442 amino acids)
Source: RefSeq, a predicted model, not a curated record